Messenger RNA from Plasmodium vivax (malaria parasite P. vivax), 733 nucleotides. Its product is annotated as centrin, putative. The transcript is spliced from 6 exons. Lineage: Eukaryota; Apicomplexa; Aconoidasida; Haemosporida; Plasmodiidae. The record is from RefSeq and is a predicted model, not a curated record. Gene Ontology annotation, biological process: centriole replication; mitotic cell cycle. Gene Ontology annotation, molecular function: calcium ion binding. Gene Ontology annotation, cellular component: centriole; centrosome. The coding region runs from base 1 to 507 and encodes 168 amino acids.
AUGAACAGGAAACCCCCCAACAUGAUUCGAAGCAGCAACGCGAGAAGCAAACGGAAUGAACUGAACGAGGAGCAGAAGCUCGAGAUAAAAGAAGCCUUUGAUUUAUUUGACACCAACGGCACGGGAAGAAUCGACGCGAAGGAGCUGAAGGUCGCCAUGCGGGCCCUGGGCUUCGAGCCCAAGAAGGAGGACAUUCGCAAAAUCAUCUCCGACGUUGACCAGGACGGGUCGGGCACCAUCGACUUCAAUGACUUCCUCGACAUCAUGACGAUCAAAAUGAGUGAGAGAGACCCCAAGGAGGAAAUCCUGAAGGCCUUCCGCCUCUUCGACGACGACGAAACUGGGAAGAUCUCCUUCAAGAAUUUGAAGCGAGUGGCCAAGGAACUGGGAGAGAACAUAACCGAUGAGGAGAUUCAGGAGAUGAUCGAUGAGGCCGACCGAGACGGAGACGGAGAAAUCAACGAGGAGGAGUUCAUGCGCAUCAUGAAGAAGACGAAUUUGUUCUAGAGGGGCCGUGCGCGACGGGGUGCCCCUCGAUGGGAUAGCAGCGUCCGCUGUGUUUGCCGCUUCGCCACGUUUGCCGCUUCGCUCCCUCACCGCUGCAUCCUCAGUUUGACCUGGUCCGUGAGCGCCACUCGCCUCUUUUUCUUCUUAAAGGGCUUCUUCCUCGGCUGCGAAAGGGGGCCCGGCCACUUCUCCUCGAUAUCCCCGAUGCGCUCCUCCAAUGUGUCUA